Molecule: messenger RNA, 1387 nt
Organism: Oppiella nova
Lineage: Eukaryota; Metazoa; Arthropoda; Arachnida; Sarcoptiformes; Oppiidae
Source: the annotation of a GenBank genome assembly
ACCUGGUUAUUUACCCAAAGACGUGGAUUUGAGUAAACGUGUGAUGGAUAUGUGGACUAAAUUUGCCAAAACUGGAUAUGAGGACCAGGAUUGGCCUCAACUACUGAACCACGAGCUAAAUGUAGUGCCAAUUGUGAAGGGUUUGGAUCCGUUGAAUAUAUCGCUGGUAGAGAACGACCCCUUUCACGACACCUGUGAUGAUGUCAAUACUACAUCCGGCGUAGUAAGAGGACAGGUAGUUCAGGUACUAGACAAGGAUGUAGACCAGUUUUUAGGCAUACCAUAUGCUGUACCGCCACUCGGAAACCUCAGGUUUGCAAAACCACAACCCAUUCAAAAGCCAUACCCCGACAUAAUUGAUGCAACAAAGCCUAAGAAUUGGUGUAUACAACCAAUAAAUAUACCUGGAUUAAAUGCAAGUGAAGACUGUUUGGUACUAAACAUAUGGUCACCCAGUAGUGCGUCCAAUGAGUUAAAACCGGUUAUGUUUUGGAUACAUGGAGGGGCUCUCGUGUUGGGAUCAAUAUUUCAGGACAUUUAUGAUGGAAGUGUACUGGCUACUCGCGAUUUAGUGAUAGUGUCCACCAAUUAUAGAUUGGGUCAAUUUGGGUACUUAUACGGGGAUCGGGAGGACGCACCCGGAAAUGUGGGCUUUUAUGACCAGUUAUUGGCCCUUAAAUGGGUCAAAGAAAACAUUCAUCAAUUCGGUGGAGACAGCGAUCAGAUCACUAUAUUUGGUGAGAGCGCCGGCAGUUGGUCCGUAUCGGCGCACAUACUGUCGCCCCUAUCAAAAGGGUUGUAUAAGAGGGCUAUUAUGCAAAGUGGGGCCCAUUUGUAUAACAAGGACAAUGAUGUUGUCAGUAAAGCCGAGGCCCUCUCCCGAGCCAAACAAAUAGCAAAACAACUGAAUUGUAGUGAAACUGAGGAUUGGUUGCAGUGUUUGCGAAAAGUGGACGCAAACGAGUUGUCAAAGUAUUCCCGAAACCCGACUUAUCCAGUGUUGGGCACUGAGUUUCUGCCCAUUUCUGCACAAAAAGCAUUUGAGACAAAAAAGUUUAAUUCAGAUAUCGAUCUCAUGGCGGGUAUCAAUCGGGACGAGGGCUCGAUGUUUAUCAAUGGAUUCAUUAAAGACAUAAAUAAUAUGACACUUCAGGACUUCACGACAGGUGUUAAAGGAUUGGACGCCGUAUAUCACGGAAUUGAUACCCAAAAAGUGUCCGAUUAUUAUCUUAAAAAUGUGAACACAAGUAAACCCCUAUACCUGAGAUUUGCAUUUUCCGAUCUCGUGGGUGAUUUGGCCCUCAAAUGUCCGACCUAUUCAUUUGCCAAACAAUUUGCAAUCGCUGUUAAGGAUAUGCAUAGAGUUUACUUUUAUGAACUUUUCUAC